GUUUAUUAGCCCAAAGGUACCAAUAUGGCGGAGGCUUCCCUUGGAAGUGAGAGCCCAGUUGGCUCCUUGUCUUCAGAAGACCACGACUUUGACCCCACGGCAGAGAUGCUGGUCCACGACUACGAUGACGAGAGAACGCUGGAGGAGGAGGAGAUGAGGGAGGGGGCGCCAAACGUCAGCGCCGAGAUUGCAGACUUGGAAAAGGAGAGCUCCAUGCCUCUGGAAGAGCUGCUGGCCAUCUACAGAUAUGAGGCGUCAGUCAGCACCGGAGGAGGCUCCAGCAUAGACCGCUCCUCUGUGGAGCUUACUGACGAGCUGCCCGACAUGACGCUAGAUAAGGAAGAGAUUGCUAAAGACCUGCUGUCGGGGGACGAUGAGGAAACCCAGUCGUCAGCAGAUGACCUCACCCCCUCCGUCACCUCGCACGAAACCACCGACUUCUUUCCCAGAAACCUCCGAUCAAACGCUAUAUAUGAUGGAGAUAAGGAAUCGGAAGGUGAAGAGGAAGGAAUGAGCCCUGAAGACACCAGAAAAGAGAUUAUGAUCGGGGCUGAGUAUCAAGCUGAAAUCCCAGAUCUGUGUUGUGGCGAUGAAGGAGCGUAUGAGGGUGAAGAUCAGUGUCUGUGGCGACCGGACUGCCUGCCGGAGGGGAAGGUGACUGACUUCCUGCGAGAGGCCGCGCUGCUGCACCCCCACGCGGGCAAGAUGGCUGCCAGCCUGGACACCAGACAUGUCAGAGACAGUGAGCAGGCUCUGUAUGAACUCAUGAAGAGCAACUUCAGUGUCCACGAGGCACUUGAACACUAUCACCGCAAUGGCAGCUCUUCAAAGGGUGAAAUGGUCCCCUGGUCUGAGGAAGAAUGUCGGAAUUUUGAGCAUGCGCUACUUUUAUACGAGAAGAACUUUCACCUCAUACAAAAACACAAAGUCCCGACACGAACGGUGGCCGAGUGUGUGGCUUUCUACUACAUGUGGAAGAAGUCGGAGAGGUUUGACUUCUUUGUCCAGCAGAACAGAUUUGGCAAGAAGAAAUACAGCAGCUACCCAGGAGUAACGGACCUGAUGGAUAGGCUGGUGGAUGAGGCGGAGGGGCUGGUGGCGGAGGGCUCUGCCUCAGUGUGCUCCUCCAGCAGCGGCCGCAUGGAGCCGCCCACAGACCAGCACAUCAACCUGCUCAACUCCAUCACCGCCAGCGACCUCUCAGCCCUGACCAGCAGCGUGGCGUCCGUGUGUAACCCGGUGGACGGCGUUGGCGUUCCCGGAGCAGGCGGCUGCCUGGACUCGUACGGCUACCCCACAGCCCUGGACGGCCUGCACCACCACCACCGCGGGGCCUUGGGUCACCACGGCGACGACUCCCUGGGCGGGGUGCCAGGGGUGGUGGACAGCAGCACGGCAGCCGACUGCCUCAGCCUGCUGGACGCCGGCUUCUACCACACGGAGCUGGGCUCCCUGGCCGUCUGCGGGGUAGUAGGAGGGGAGGUUGUGGAUGACCUGGAGAGGCCCCCGGCCAAGCGUAUGAAGAUGGGGCUGGCCACAGAGUCCUAUCUGAGCGACGUUGGGGUUGGGGUGGGGGUUGAGUUUGAGGCGAGGCCCACGCACCACCACAUCACUAGUACAACGAUGGCCGUGUCGGUAACUGACUUCAGUGAGGGCGCAGGGGGUGGGUACAUGGGAACACACGCCAGCCACCUGCACCAGCACCAACACCAACACGCAGCACUACAGUCCGACUGAGAAGGAGAUUGACUGACUGGUCGUUUGCGUGCGUGCGUGCGUGUGUGUCUGAGACUGCACCCCUGGGUUGCUAGCCAGGCAACCCCCCUUUGUCGAGCGCUGUUCUGGUAACCGUGCCUCUGCCCCCCCCCCCCCCCCCCUCCACUUCCUGUUCCUUCCUGUGUGUGUACAUAAGACUGAUUGUCCAUUGGGAGAUAUUAAGACCUCUAGUUGUUUAUAUAUAUAUUAUGUAAAUAUGUACAUAGUAUCCAUUUUUUACUAUGACAUCAGUGAUGUCUUUAUUAUUGUAUAGAAAGGAAUGAGAAAAAUCUUGAUUUGUCAAGAGUUUAUCAUAGCCAUUUAUUUUUCAGUGCUUGACUCGGAAGUGUCAAAUUAUUAUGGUCUGACGUCCCGUAUGCUGUGGGGGAGAACUAAGCUCAGCUGGCGGCUGGACGGUGACUACUCCUCUACUUUAUUCCCCCCUACUUUAUUCCUCCCCCUCAACCAAUAGGGUUUCUGUUUUGGGUAAUUGCCCCACCCGCUCUCUAUAGCUAACCAAUGACAAGGCCUCAGAGCUGCUGUUGGCACCAAUCCCCCUUCUUCCCCCCCCAGACUGACUUGGUACUGAUGAGAUGAUGUUUACAGGUACCUGGGUCCAGGCCCUCUUUCCCUGAUGUAGCUUUUUUCAUACCAGAGAGGAAAUGGGUGUGGAGGGGGCUAGACUUCAUAAUACUAAAGUGGUUUGUCUUUCACGCUAUACAGACUAAUUAUGAGGAGUCCCACUGGGCACUGAAAGAGAAGGAUCACUUAGUUUUGGGUUCUUAUUUAUGUGGUCAGUCAUUUUCAGGAAUCUUUUUCCAAUCAGGAGAUAUAUUUAUACUGUUAUUUGAGCCUUUUUGUGUCGACUUAACUGCCGGCAAACCCAGAGAUUGUGUUUGAGUUGUAGAGCAAUGGCCACCGUUUGACACAGUUUAAAUCAAUGCCGUAGUAACUGACUGCAUUAUUUUAUUAUUCAAUUCAAAUAUUUCUUGCUUAUUUUUCCUGGAAGUGAAUUUAUUUAAUGCUUCAGAGUGGGGAAUGCUUCAGAAUGGGGAAUUCUUGGAAUAGUGUGAUGGAUAUGACGGGUGUUUCCAAUCAAGACAUUUUUUAAAAAUCAACUUCUCUGUGAGUGGGACAUCAUGUCCUUAAAAUGCACAUGUUCUAGAACUGUGCAGAUGAGACACCGCAGUCCACCUCCACACUCCGGAACCUUCUUUCUCUCUGUACUCCCUGGACUUUUCCAGAACAUAGGGUUGAUCCCCCCCCCCCAUCCCGAGUCCUCACGAUGAGCCACUUGUCCUUACUUUACUUGUCAGGACCAUACAAUUUACGCAUUUCGGUUAUGGCAGAAUAAUCAGCAUUUUCCCCUGACAUAUUACCACGUGUGUGUUUGACCGGGUGCAGUUGUGCUUUUUCUUAUGAGAAGGCCCAUCAGAUGUGCGUCGUGUUGGUCACCCAAAACAGAUUUGCCCUAGGUUGAACGUUGCUGUGUUUAAAUCCGCAACUGCAGAUACACUGACAUGGUACAAGCCUGUGUGCGUGUGCUAGGAAACUGAACAUAAUGCCCUACCCCCACACAAACCCCCAAACUUCCACCCGUGUUUUUCCCCCGGACUUAUCCACAUGGAUAGACUUGAUUUUUGUUCGGAAAGCUAUUAGAUUUGGUGCAGUAGUUUGUAUGUACACUUCUUCUAUGGCAAUAAUGUGUAAAAAAGAUGUACAUAAAUGUGUAUAGACUCUUUUCGUCUAAUGUGACGUCCGUAAAAAAAUACAAAUUCUCUAUUUUAAUUUUGUUUUUUGUUUUCCUUUGGGUUGAAUCUGUAGUACUUGGCCCUUUUUUAACUUUUUGGGCCAAAAAUGUGUGGUUUCGCUUUCGCGGUUAUCUUUUUUAAUUUUCCUCUUUAUUGCUUUUGGAGUGAUGAUGGAGAAUGUUAUUUAUUUAUUUAUUUAUUCAGUUGAAUUGCAGGAACAUUUACAGUGAGUGAGUGAGCGAUGAGCGUAAUUAAUUAAUUAAUUAUAAUUGUCCUUGCCCUGAUUCCCUUUUUUCUCUCUCACCAACUUUGUCCAUGUACACCGCCCUGGUUAGGGUUAAGUGUCGGGCAGGGACGAUAGCUGUUGCUUCUUCUAAAGGCAGUCUAGGCCGUCACUCACCUAAAACGGCGACGUGGCAAGGCAGCGCAUGUGAGAUCUGCCGAACAGAGAGAAUGCUGGGAAGGCGUGUCUUAAUUGCAGGCGUAGCGAGAUAAGUAGAAUGUGGCAGUAUUAUGACAUUGGAGAGGGUGAGAGAGAGAGAGUUCACUCUGCUAGUGGACUGUACUGUGGAGGUAAAGAGAAUGUUAAUAUGUUAAGGAGAGAGGGAGAAAGUGAGCAUUGGCACAUUUAUUUAUCAUGAAUUUGCGUAAUGUUCUCUUUUUCCCCCUUCUGUGGUUCUAUGACCCAGGUGAGGUCUUCUGUUGCUGGUGUUCAGUUGACGUGGUUGAGAUGGACUGAGGUGGUGUGAGUUGUGUGUGUGUGCAAGUGGUUUUGAAAAGACACGUGCGCUGUCCAAAAGGCAUAGUCUCUUCCUCCUCCCCAUCCUUUCCCCCAGCUUGUAGCGAGGGGCUAACUUUGUCACUUUCAGACAUCGAUGGCCUUUUUAUUUUCUUUUUUCAAAUGUAUGUACUUGAAAGAUGUAUAUUGAUGCCAUUUUCCAUUAUUAUUAUUAUUAUUAUUAUUAUUUUAAUUUUGAUGAUAAUAAAUAUUGCAGAGUCUGACCUCGUAGGAUUGUGAAAUUGUCAGCUGUCUUCUUGGAGGUCCACUCGACUCCAAACACUUUUUUUCCCAGAACACCAACUCACGUGUCAGUGUAGUAAUUUGUUCAUCCAAAGUUUCUUUUUCGCUCAAAGGCGACAAAAGUAACAUACAAUUUGUAUAGAAAUAAAAGUGAGGUGGUUGCGCACUGACUGUACAGGGGUAUAAUGUACAUUCUUAUCGUUCCCUAGACCCUUAUUGUACCAUUACCUACGUCUAAUACGAUCCAAUUGUUUGCCCACUUUUGGGCGUAGAGCGUAAUGAACAUGAGUAGAUUGACAGUGCAUUUCUGAAGACAUCUUUUACGGGGAAAUAAACAUAGUGUUGAAUAGACAAUCAAAUGGCAAGAAAUAUCAAGAAAUAUUAAUUCAGAAGACUUCAUUGUUCAUUCUUAAUAUUUGUACAUAAAAUCUUUUUUUCCACAUUUUUUUGUUUUGUAUUUUCUGUUGUACCUCAAUAACUGGUGUACAGUUCCAGAAAUAAAAAGCUCUGGAUAUUGUAAAUUCA
Molecule: messenger RNA, 5052 nt
Organism: Engraulis encrasicolus (European anchovy)
Lineage: Eukaryota; Metazoa; Chordata; Actinopteri; Clupeiformes; Engraulidae
Gene: mier3a
Product: mesoderm induction early response 1, family member 3 a
Exons: 14
Coding region: 25-1737 (570 amino acids)
Biological process (GO): negative regulation of transcription by RNA polymerase II
Cellular component (GO): nucleoplasm
Molecular function (GO): transcription corepressor activity; histone deacetylase binding
Source: RefSeq, a predicted model, not a curated record